AGCUAAACAAAACACAAAACAAACGGACGAUAAAGCAGAUUUACUUCCUGCUGUAUUUUGUGCGUGAAUUUUCCAACGUUUUCCCUGUUUAAUGUGCCGUAUUUGGAGUGUGUGAUAAUCGGACAUUUUCCGUACCGCUUCCUGCACCGAAUGUGGUUACCAUUAGAAUGAAAGUCACGGUUAAAAGUUGGAUGGGUGUCGCUGUCUGGAAAUGGUUGGCCAACGAUGACAACUGCGGCAUCUGUCGUAUGGCGUUCGAGGGCUGCUGUCCCGACUGUACACUGCCCGGUGACGAUUGUCCGCUCGUGUGGGGUGCCUGUUCCCACUGCUUCCACAUGCACUGCAUCGUAAAGUGGCUCAACUCGCAGGCAAACCAGCAGUGCCCGAUGUGCCGACAGGCGUGGAAAUUCAACGACAAGUAGGAAGGCACAUGUUCAGGUGUCGUCGUCAUAACGCGCGUGCAGGCAAUGAUAAUAAUUAUAAUCUAAAGAUAAUGGUGAUGACCGGACACGAACUAGCUUUUGUAAGGAGUAUGGUCGUUUAAGCAGCAAAUUCACACCCGGGACAGUAGUAGCUGAAAAGGGCUGAAAGUUAUUAGGAAGGUGUGAAAGUGUUCACGAGUUAGAAUUAGUGCAGUGUAAUGCAGGCAAGCGUCGUGCUGUGUGCUCAAUAUUGGCCAUAUAGAGUGUAAUCCGUAUCAGGUGCCUGUGCAGAUUUCGGUUUGUGUGUAUGAGGGGCUAGAUGUGUUUCUAGCAUUGUGCAGAUUGUUGGCCGAAACACCGGAAGGUGGCCGUGAAAAAGUGCUAUUAGUGCAGUGUUACGCCUAAAAUAUUCCGUAACAUUCAUCAGCGUCAUUUCCUGCACAUCUUUCCUUGUAGAGUUCUUGUGCAAACCAAGCUACAACGAUUUCAUA
Molecule: messenger RNA, 913 nt
Organism: Anopheles funestus (African malaria mosquito)
Lineage: Eukaryota; Metazoa; Arthropoda; Insecta; Diptera; Culicidae
Gene: lmgA
Product: anaphase-promoting complex subunit 11
Exons: 2
Coding region: 168-422 (84 amino acids)
Biological process (GO): protein ubiquitination; positive regulation of mitotic metaphase/anaphase transition; anaphase-promoting complex-dependent catabolic process
Cellular component (GO): anaphase-promoting complex; nucleus
Molecular function (GO): ubiquitin protein ligase activity; zinc ion binding; cullin family protein binding
Source: RefSeq, a predicted model, not a curated record